GUGCCAGGUCAUUGCACUUUCACAAAAGCGUAAAUAAAUAAUCUUUAUUUGCGAUUUUGAUUUCCACUUUAUUCCAUUGCUGUGUCUUCCAGAACUACCAUGGAUCUUUCUCACAUAGAGGCGUUCAAGAGCUUGGCACGAAAAGAUGCCAGUGAACGGAUGAAUGCUGAGAUAAAAAAACUACUGGAGACAGUCCCUGGACAACAGAGAGAGGAUGUGGAAAAAGAGUUGAAUGAUUUUAAGCAGCUGUUUGGAAGAUAUUUAAGAGAGACUGGACCUUCUGUUGUUUGGAGUAAAAUUCAUCCACCACCUCAAGGAUCGAUCAUCAGCUAUGAUGAAGUAGCCAAGUUGAAAACUUUGGACRUCAAGAGCGCACUAGACAAACUUGUUGUCAUCAAGCUCAAUGGUGGUCUAGGAACAACCAUGGGAUGCACUGGUACUAAGAGUCUUAUUUCAGUUUGCCAGGACCUGACGUUUCUUGAUCUCAACAUACAACAAAUUGAGCAUUUGAACAAUACCUAUGGAACCAAAGUUCCUUUGGUAUUGAUGAACUCCUUUAACACUCACGAAGAGACUGUCAAAACAUUGGCCAAAUAUGCUGCUUGCAAUGUGAGCAUUCAUACAUUCAACCAGAGUUGUCACCCAAGAGUAGUGACAGAAUCUCUGCUGCCUUUGGCUACUAAAUAUGACAAGGAUCCAAAGAAGUGGUAUCCCCCUGGUCAUGGAGAUAUCUACAAUUCCCUUCACAACUCUGGCCUCUUGCAGAAAUUCAUUGACGAUGGGAAAGAAUACAUGUUUAUUGCAAAUAUCGACAACUUGGGGGCAACUGUUGAUAUCCAUAUUUUGGAUUAUUUGAUGAACCAGACCAAUAAUACUCAUGAGUUUGUCAUGGAGGUCACUGACAAAACUAGAGCUGAUGUUAAGGGUGGUACCUUGAUUGACUACGAAAACCACUUGAGACUCUUGGAAAUUGCUCAAGUUCCCAAGGAGAAUGUUGAUGAAUUCAAGUCUGUGAGCAAAUUUAGAAUUUUCAACACCAACAAUCUUUGGAUUAACCUAAAGGCUGUGAAAAAACUUGUGGAAGCUAAGCAACUAGACAUGGAAAUUAUUGUCAACAAAAAGACUCUUGAUGAUGGCAUGCGUGUCAUCCAGCUAGAGACUGCUGUGGGAUCUGCUAUGAAGAACUUUAGUAACGCCAUUGGUAUAAACGUUCCACGUCGUCGUUUUCUUCCCGUCAAACGAACCUCUGAUCUAUUGCUUGCCAUGUCCAACCUGUACCUCAUGAAUCACGGUGAACUGAACAUGAACCCCAGAAGAUCAUUCCCUACUGUGCCACUAGUUGAGCUUGGAUCUUUUUAUAAAAAGGUCAAGGACUUUCUGCAACGCUUUGAGACUAUUCCCGAUAUGUUAGAGCUCGAUCACUUGACGGUGUCGGGUGACGUCACGUUUGGAAAGGGCGUGACACUCAAGGGUACGGUUAUCAUCAUUGCUAAUCACGGUGACAGGAUUGACAUUCCAGCAGGCGCUGUACUUGAAAACAAGAUCGUCUCAGGAAAUCUUAGGAUCCUGGAACACUAAAACAACGUAUUAACAGGAAUUCGUCUUUCUUGAAGACCAAGUGUUUCUCAGUGAACCUUUCAGCUGAAACUUCCGUCCAAGCGAGAGAAUAAGUUUCAUGAUGUAACAAUACUAACAGCUAUUCCUUGUUUGACUCGUUUCGCCGGCUGUGGCUCAAGUGUCUUUCCCCGUUAACAAAGUCUACGGAGAAGUCUGUUAGCAGGAAGGCAUUGUCUAAGAGAUAGUUUCUCGACAAGGCUACAUUACAGGAAGCAUUCUAGUCGAACUUGUUUGUCAAGUUUCGUUUGCGCCAAGUUUCAGCUGGAAGGUUCACCGUGUACCAGUGUGUUCGUGGUUUAACCACAUCCAAUAAUCAUUAGACGAUAUAUAUUACUGAAUUUAAAUUCAUUUUAUGGCAUAAAUCAUAAUAAUCAUAAUUAUAGAUAAUCGUGUAUUACACAUUUUAAAUCGUUAUGCAGUUUUUAUGCAGAGAAAAUGAACAAAUAGGCGCUGUGAAAACUGACAUUGGGGUAUAUAUAUCCCUUGGUAUGGGUGUGGCUCCCCACUAGCCCAAACGAAUCAUACCACCCCUGUCCAACAUGUAUUGCUACUAAUAAACUACCAAUGGGAAGAAGAUCACAGAUGAGGAUCAAGAAAUCCCCGGUAAUGCUUUUGUAUUACGCCUAUUUUAAGAGGGAAAAGAUUUUUUAAAAGAGAUGGUAAAAAAAGAGAAAAACAUCGCACGAUUUGUGAUUUAACUCAAUGUAAUAAAUUUUCUCUCUCAUGGUUACCCUGUUGUAAGCUAAAGGACUGGUGAUUGUUUGCAUGUUCGGUUUUUAAAAGUAAUAAAAUUUAUAUUUUGGAAUAUGA
Actinia tenebrosa (Australian red waratah sea anemone) is the source of this 2427-nucleotide messenger RNA. RefSeq names its product UTP--glucose-1-phosphate uridylyltransferase. The record is from RefSeq and is a predicted model, not a curated record. Gene Ontology annotation, molecular function: UTP:glucose-1-phosphate uridylyltransferase activity. Gene Ontology annotation, biological process: UDP-alpha-D-glucose metabolic process. NCBI's taxonomy places the organism in Eukaryota, Metazoa, Cnidaria, Anthozoa, Actiniaria, Actiniidae.